This is a messenger RNA of Mya arenaria, 7618 nucleotides long. RefSeq lists its product as uncharacterized. The transcript is spliced from 7 exons. The coding region runs from base 110 to 3172 and encodes 1020 amino acids. The record is from RefSeq and is a predicted model, not a curated record. Gene Ontology annotation, cellular component: cytoplasm. Lineage: Eukaryota; Metazoa; Mollusca; Bivalvia; Myida; Myidae. Gene Ontology annotation, molecular function: hydrolase activity; zinc ion binding; DNA binding.
GAUAUCUGGGUGGUUUAGGUUAGCAAGAAACUACUGCGAGGUGUGCAAAAUUACUUGUGACACUUCUGCCAUUCUACAGAUUCAUAGUGAAUCUCCACGUCAUCUCGCUAUGGUGGACAAGCAGCGUGCGAUGACUUAUCAAAAUCAGCAACUUGCUAUCGGUAAUGCAGAUAGCAGGGAAUAUCAUUUUGACGGGCAGAAGGGAUAUUGCAAUAUCUGCCGGAUUGCACUUACUUCGAGCUCUCAUGCAGAUGAUCAUUUGAGUGGCAAAAAACACAUGAAGAGAAAAAAGCAGACAAAUAUUUUAUUUAAAGGUUUUCCUCGCAUCAAACGUUGGCCUUGGUCAGCUUUUUCCUUGCCAGCUUCUUCAGAAGAAGUACAAGAUGGAAUUAGGUCAAUACAGCAAGAGACCGGAGAAUAUCACAUUGAUGGACAGAAGGGAUACUGCCUCACUCGAUAUCAAAGUCCAUUGGGCACUAAGCAUCAUCAACAAAAUAAUCCAAUCCAACGAACACUCGAACUAUGUGACUUACCAGGACAAAGUAAUCGAGGUUUUGAUUUUGACCCAAGAUUUGGACGUGCCCAAUGUACUGUCUGUUCUAUUGAACUGACAUCUGCACAGCAUAUGCAGCAGCAUUCGACGGGAAAGAAACAUCUCAAUGCAUUGCAAGUACAAAAUGAAUUGCAGCAGGGACACCGAGAUAAUUUCAUGACGUGUUUGGUGUGUAAGGUCACAUUUACGGGUCCGGAGAGUCGCCAACAGCAUAUGGAGAGUGAACGACAUUUAAAGAAAGUUCUGGCACAAGAGACGAAGGAAUGUUAUUGUGAUGUUUGCAAAAUUCCAUGUUCAGGUGCUGAUAGUUAUCAGCAACAUCUUGAAGGGGCCAGACACAGAAAAAUGGCUGGUACUGAUCUAGUAUGUCUUGCAUCACCAGAAAAUGCUAUAGACAGGACAAUCUGGCAUACCUGUCCAAUCUGCUUUACAAAAACAAACACAGAGUACCACUUAAGAGUACACAUCAGUGCAAAGCACCCUGGACAUAAAUUAGCAUUCCAAAGGCAGCUUCUUGGCGCCACUGACAGUCCUCCUGCAAGUCCUCCUGCAAAACGUGCCAGGAUUCAGCCGACCGUGCCUAUACUACAGGACCUGGUAAUACCUUCCACUCCAAAGAGGAGGAGUAAUAAAAAGGGUUAUCCAUCUGGGCUUGAAGUGCUUAGGACCAAGAUGUUUGGUGAAAAGCCGAAAGAUAGCGAUUCCGUUUUACACAACCCAUAUUCAGCAAAUUUCCCAUACUACUGUCACACUUGCAAGAGCCCUAUGAACACAAGGGAGGCGUAUUUGAGCCACAUUAAUGGGAGUAGACACAAACAAAAGGUUUGCACUGAGCCUGCUCCUAUCAGAGAGCACUUACAUGGUAUUGACAUCUCAUCCAGAUACAUCCCAUAUACGUUAACAAAGCCCCGGAACUACCAGUUUGAACUGUACGAAAAGGCCAUGGAAAGGAAUGCAUUGGUGUUUUUGCCAACUGGAACUGGGAAGACGCUGGUUUCUGUCAUGACGAUAAGCGCGAUGCUGAAGAAGUAUCCAACCCGGAACAUUCUCUUCCUUGUCGACAAAGUUCUCCUUGUCAUGCAGCAGUCUCAAUACAUACAACAGCAGCUUGGGGACAAGAAAUUCAAAAGGUUCAAUGAUGAGACUGAGCAGACGACAGACUUAGUGCGCCGUAAGAUCCGUGUAGCAGCACUCUGCAUGGGUCAGCAGGCAACACAUGGUAUCCCACUGUGGAAACACGACAUUGUUGUCGUUACUGCCGGGUUUUGUAAAAACAUCCUUGAAAAAAGAAUAAUUCGUUGGGAGGACUUCAGCUUGAUUGUCGUUGACGAAGUACACCACUGUGAAAAAGCGCACCCAUACAACGUCAUUCUGAGCAAAUACCACCUAAACCGAACUCCAGAGCGCUUUCGUCCAACAGCUCUCGGUCUCACCGCAUCUCCCGCUGGAAAGGCAAGUGUUCAAGCUACAGUGGACAUGUUAAAUGUUCUCAUCGCAAACAUGGGUGGGGCAAAACUGUGUAUCGUAGAAAAUCCCGAGUGUGAGAGCACGUUGGAGCAGUUCCAGUCAAACGCCAAUCUAGACAUCAGAACACCAUCGGACUCUAGUACGUACACGUCGUACGCCUUCGAGAACACAUUCAAAACCGAACUUAAUGUGUACAUUACGUAUUGUGUUCUGACGUUGGCAGUCAUUUCGAACAUUUCAGAGUAUGUUAAUAUCAGACCAGAGAUGACAAGUUACAUGCGAGAUAGCAAUGUAAGAAUGAUUGCAGACAAUUUUGUGGAAGAAGAACUUGAUACUAUUGAAAUGUGCUUAUCUUCAAUCGAGACAAUAAGCAACGAAGGAGAUGAAUUGGAGUUGUCUAUGAUCACGAGGCAUGUGCAAGGCGUAUGUAUGGCAAGAAGCAGUGUUAUCGACGGUGGUGUAUUUUGUGCCAUACAAGAGUUAGCAGAUCUUGAAGACGUAGGGUUUGAUUUUGCACGUAGUGUUCAUCUGCCAACAGAUGCUCUUCAACGGUUGAUCGAGGCUUACCACGCAAACUCCCUCGGAUCAAUCUCGGCCUCGCCAUUUGGAAUACCUGAUCCCACCGCCCCAGCAGAUCAUCAUGUCCAGAACCUAAUCAACGAGCUGACCACGACUGACAGACGUGGGCAAGGUAUAUCGUUGGUCCUCGUCAAACAGCGGGCCACAGCCCAUGAUCUUGCUGGUAUCCUACAGGACUCGCCUCAGUUACAGAGGGCCGGUUUACGUACAACGACGAUGGUUGGACACGGUGAUGGGUCGGCCGGGUCGGCUGGUGGAAUGUCGGUGAGAGCUCAAAGAAAUGUCCUCGAGGACAUCAAGCGAGGAAAGUACCAGGUUGUGGUUGCUACGUCAGUUGCCGAGGAGGGCGUUGAUUGGCCGGAAUGUGAGCGCGUGAUCACCAUGUAUCCACCCUCCACUGUCACCGCUCUCAUCCAGAUGCGGGGUAGGGCGAGGCGCAAGGACAGCAAGUUCAUCGUGUUAUGUGACAGCGUGCAGGAGAAGGAGAAAAUACUAGACAUAAUGGAGCGAGAACAGAACAUGAUUGAAGCUACCAAGUGGGUUGUUCAGUUUCAAAGUGAUGACGACUUGUAAACACAUGUUUGUGACUUUUGUACAUUGAUUGUGAUUGUGAUUUUUGAACAUUGAUUUGGUUUGUAUUGUUACCCUUGUGUUAUUAUUGAUUACAGCUUAUGUUAAAGCUGCACUCUCACAGAUUGACAGUUUUGACAUUUUCAUUUUUUGUUUCAGAAUCAGCUGAAUUUGGCAUCAAUGCAUUUAAUUUAGGCAUAUAAGUUACCUCACAAUAGAAUAGCUGUGAAUUGUUGGAAAACACGGCCGACAUAUUAGUUCUCUUAAAGUGACUCGCCCAUGUUUUGGGAUCAUUAUUUUUUAACGGUAAUGCAUCUGCGAACACUAAUAUUAUACUUAUUUUACUCGUUGAUAACUCGUAAAUGGCAGAAAAAAAUAUAAAGUUUAAAAAGAAUAUCUUGUUUAAUGUAGGAUAGAACCCACGCUUAUACAUUCAAGAAAAAGGUAGAAAACUGAUAACCACUCGGCCACAGGGACUCGACAAUAAUACAUAUUGUUAACUUUCAUUAAAUAUCAUGAAAGCAUCACGUGAUAAUUUCAAUCAACCAAUCACGAUAUAGCUUUUCAGUGAAAUGCGUUAGAAACGGUUUUGGAAAUCGUGGACUUCAAAAAGAUUAUUUGAAAGUAUAUCAGCAUUUGUUGAAGGGUUUCAUAUGUCAGUAUCCUAGUUUUAACACUCCUGAUGAUUUGCCAUACUUUAUUACAUCAUACAAAAAAGUGCAUUUUACAAAAUAUGAGUCCCUUUAAAGCGUCAUUAACGUUUUUAGUUAUAAAGCAUCAAAUUUCUACCAUAAGUAUGAAAUAAUUCGAUCUAAUUUAUAGUCGCCCUUCUUAUAUAACUGGUUUCCAGACAUUCACGCAUUCCAAGACGAAAACAAAUAAUUAAAAAAACACCUGUCAAAACGGCCAAUCUAUGCGAGUGCAGCUUUAAAAGAUUUGGUUUUGGGAUAGUACUUUGUGAUGUCUUGUUUUGUUAAACUUUUUUGUCAAGUCUGUAUAUACCCUGUUAUUUUGAUGUUCUACCAUGUUGCUAAAUUGCCGGUUUUUAUGUAGUAAUAUAUAUGAAUACAAAACAGGCCCUGCUGUAUUCAAGGCAAGUAAAACAUAUUCACAAUCAGUUUUAAUAAAUGCUAGGUGCUUAUUCUUAUUUUUUAUAGCAUUCAACACAAUACAAGCUGUGCUCGUAUUGAAUUCUUGCCUUAUUGAGUUUAAACAUAUUUGUUUGUAUAAUAUUAUUUCAUCGCUUGUAUUUUCGAAUUGAUUAUUUAACUGAAUGAGGAAGUGUUAUCUCUAUCUGCAUGUGUCGACUAUUGGUUUGUUUGUAGCCUUGAAUUUAAACGUUCAUGUGUGCAUCUCAUCUUUGGAAUGUGUGUGUUUUUGUGGUAUUUGAACGUUUGUGCCUCUCCUCAGCGCCAAUUUAAUCCCCUAACACCUCAGCGCCAAUUUAAUCCCCUAACACCUCAGCGCCAAUUUAAUCCCCUAACACCUCAGCGCCAAUUUAAUCCCCUAACACCUCAGCGCCAAUUUAAUCCCCUAACACCUCAGCGCCAAUUUAAUCCCCUAACACCUCAGCACCAAUUUAAUCCCCUAACACCUCAGCGCCAAUUUAAUCCCCUAACACCUCAGCACCAAUUUAAUCCCCUAACACCUCAGCGCCAAUUUAAUCCCCUAACACCUCAGCGCCAAUUUAAUCCCCUAACACCUCAGCGCCAAUUUAAUCCCCUAACACCUCAGCGCCAAUUUAAUCCCCUAACAGUGUGCUUCUUAACAGGGUAAAUAUUUGAAUUCUUGACAACUUGGCUUGUAUACUUGUGUCAUAUUUACGGCAAUCAUUUAUCAUCAUUGGUGCAAAGGCAUUCCACAAGCGCACGGUUAAGUAACAGUCUGGCGGCGGUCGUAGUUACAGUCUGGUGGCUGUCGUUAGUAACAGUCUGACGACGGUCGUAAGUAACAGUCUGGCAGCGGUCGUACAGUCUGACGGCGGUCGUAUGUUACAGUCUGGUGGCGGUCGUACAGUAUAACGGCGGUCGUAAGUUACAGUCUGGCGGCGGUCGUUGUAACAGUCUGGCGGCAGUCGUUAGUAACAGUCUGACGACGGUCGUAAGUAACAGUCUGGCGGCUUUCGUAAAUUACCGUCUGGCGGCGGUCGUAAGUAACAGUCUGGCAGCGGUCGUACAGUCUGACGGCGGUCGUAAGUAACAGUCUGGUGGCGGUCGUAAGAAACAGUCUGACGGCGGUCGUUGGUAACAAUCUGGCGGCGGUCGUAAGUAACAGUCAGGUUGCGGUCGUAAGAAAAAGUCUGACGGCGGUUGUUGGUAACAAUCAGGCGGCGGUCGUAAGUAACAAUCUGGCGGCGGUCGUAAGUAACAGUCUGGUGGCGGUCGUAAGAAACAGUCUGACGACGGUCGUUGGUAACAGUCUGACAGCGGUCGUAAGUAACAGUCUGGCGGCGGUCGUAAAUUACCGUCUGACGGCGGUCGUAAGUAACAGUCUGACGGCGGCCGAUGUCGAUUUUGUGGAUUGUGUGUUUUAUGCUACUUUAAGAUUGAAACCAGAAUACUAAAAACUGUCGAAAUUCAUUUUGUCCGCCAUUUAUGAAGAAAUAUAACCAGAACAAGUCUACAUAUAUGUACCUUUUCUCUGUACAUAUUCUUAUUAAUGUAAUCAUCAGAUAUGUGCUUACUGUUAGUUGUUUUUAAAGCUGCACUCCGUCACAGAUUGACAUUUUUAUUUUAUUUUUGUUUCAGAAUAAGCUCAUUUUGGCAUCACUGAUACAAUUCAGUUAUAUUAGAUAAAUCACAAUAGAAAUGACCAUUUUUUAGAAAAAAUACCGAACUUAUUUUCUUUUAGCGUAAGUAACGCUUUUAGCCACAAAACAUCAAUUUUCUGACAUAUUUAUGAAAAAUUUCGAUCUAACAUUUUGUCACUUGUCUUUUAUAACUUGUUGUCAGCCAUUUACAUAAUAAUUGGCUCAUUCCAAGGCAACAUAUAUAACAAGUUGUCAAACCGGUCAAUCUGUGAGUGCAGCUUUAGGUAAACAUUGCAAUAGAUUUGUAUAUGGUUUGUUUUGUUUGUUUCAAGUGUCACGCUUAUGCGAUUAAACUAACUGAUAAAAAGCUAAUGCAAUCUAUACACUACGAUUUAUAUCUUGUGUUCUAGCUUCUUUUUUGACGCCCAAUAAGGCCGCGUAUUGAGAGUUAAGAAUACAGGUAUGUUAUUGCUCUUGAAAUUAGGCUUCCAAAUGUGUUUAAUGGGCAUGGACACAAUUUCUUUCGAUUUAUAAUAGUUUUUCUUUUCGUGAAUAAGAUAAAGUAGUGUUUAAAAAUGUUUUACUGGACAUGCUGGUUAUCUUUCCUGCAAAGAUUACCAUGCCUGAUGCAGAAUGUGUACUGCAUUUCCAAACUGGUCUUUAAAGCUGCAAUCUCACAGAUUGGUCAUUUAAACAACUUUUUCAUUUUUGUCUUGGAAGCAACUUCUUGCGUAAAAAUCUGCAAAUCGUCAUUUAAACAACCUUUUCAUUUAUUGUCCUGGAAAGAGCAACUUCUUGCGUAAAUAUCUGCAAACCACUGAUAUAAGUUUGCUGACAAAAAAAAUCAGAUCGUAGAUUUUCAUAUUUCCGUUCGAAAGUAAUGUUUUAUGGCUUAAGAAAAAAACGUUUAAAAAAAUGCUUAAAACAUCAUUUUUUGAGUUUAAAUAUAAAAUAUCUACGAUCUGAUUUUUUGUCAGCAGUCGUAUAUAACUGGUUAAAAUGGAUUUUUGCAAAAUUUGCUCGUUCCAAGACAAAAAAUAUAAAAGUUAUCAAAACAUUCAAUCUGUGAGAGUGCAGCUUUAACGUGUUUAAUUGUAUUUCAUACGUCAUGCAUUUAGUUAAAGAGACAACAACUCGUAAGUGAUGUAAGUGUCGGCCUGUCCUUGUUUCGUGUUUGUUAAAAAAAUCAUUAAAAAACUAAAUUUCAACAAAAUUUAAAACAAUCCUUGCCAACAUAUAUUCUUUGAGUCACUAGUUCAUAAAUUAGGUUUUAUGACAAUUAAAAUCGAAACCAGCUGGAAUUUCCAAGCAAGUUUGCAGAAAAUUUCGAAGAUUUCGUUUUAAUUAGCUAAACACCAAUAUCAGUUUUAAAGGCCUAGUUUAAUCCUGCUGUAGGUGACCCCCCCCCCCCCCCCAAAAAAAAAAAUCAAAAAAAAAUCGUGUAUAGUACACAACUUCUGUGUAUUGAUCUUAAUCUAAUUGCAUAAUUGUCUGAGUAAUUUGUUGAGCAGUUUUCGAGGUUUUAUUAAAGAAAUAGACCAUAAAUGGCUCUGAGCCAAUUAAACAUAUACACAGGAAAUUGGCCCCUACUGUGACACCAGUGCAAAUGCCAAACAUUCCUUAAACUAGGCCUUUAAGCACUCUCAUGUUAUAACUGUUUCGGAACUGUUUUUGUUGACGCUUAAUAAAAAUCGAUUUUA